Molecule: messenger RNA, 5558 nt
Organism: Mercenaria mercenaria
Lineage: Eukaryota; Metazoa; Mollusca; Bivalvia; Venerida; Veneridae
Exons: 5
Coding region: 538-1983 (481 amino acids)
Source: RefSeq, a predicted model, not a curated record
CGGUACGUUCUUAUCAUAAAGUAAUGAAUUUUGAAUCGAGAAAUACACUAUAAGGAACGGAGAGAAAAGAUAAAGGUACCUGAUUUUUAAUUAUUUUACAUAAGUAAUAUGAAUAUUCAGUGCAUGAAGUAGUCCGUCACAGGAGUGUGGGAUAACCCAUGUGAGAUAAGAUUUUCCAGCAUUGCUAAAAAUAGAGAUUUUUCUGUCCGAUAAGUGAGAAACCACAAUCCCAUCCACUUCAGUUAAUUACUAAACAAUCGUUUCAAGGGAUGUUUGUUGAUGAUACACACUUGAAGUAAGGUUGAUUAGGAAGUAGGAAAUAAAUCUUCAUUGGUAUAUGACUUGCGUUGUUAAAUGACGUUACGUCCAUUCCAAGAUGGCGACGUCCAUAGAAACGUUAUUUGGGGGUUCACCCUUGUUAUCCGGAUAAUACGAAAUGCUGUGAUAAUUCCAAAAUGCUACAAAAUGACAGAUGAACGCUUCUGAAAAUUUCAGGUUUUUCGAACCAAACAGAUAACAAUUAUCUCAAGAAAUAAAAUGAGUGGAAAAUCCAAAGAAGAAUUGUUAUCAUAUUUGCUCUAUACAACACUUGAUACAGUAGGAUUUCAGCGAGAAUGUGUCUCGUUCAGGUCAAAAGCCUAUAAACAAGUCUAUGAACACUUAACCAGUAACAUUGCCAAGUAUGAGAUACCAUUAACACAUUUAUGUGUUGGUAGCUCGGGUGAGGGUACUGCACUUAGAGGUAGUGAUGCAGACGUUAUGGCGAUAAUAACAGAUAGCAUAUGUGUUGAUAACGCAAACGAAAGUGGUUGUUUUACUUUACUUGAGACUGAUUAUACCAACACAGCUCCAGGAUACACAAAAGUUCUUCUUGCAAAGUUAGACGAAGAAAGUCUGUUUCACUUCGCAUUUGAUAAUUCUCAAAUGUACACGUCCUCAGCGGGACGUGCAUACAUAUCUAGUGCAAUUUUCAGAAACUUUAUCUAUCAAAGCGUGCAAGCGUCAUCUGUAUCUGCAUACUCAUAUGAGUCCGAUGAAAAUGAAAAUGAAAAUACCACUACAAACGGACCAGCAGCAACAAAAACAAUUGGGACUCAAUUCAGUUUUGAUUAUGUCUCUGCUGUGUACUUCUACGGAAACAUUCAUUUACGUGACUGGACAGACAGGGUAAGAUACCAUAACUGGCCGUCAACGGAUUUAAUUAAGGAAAUUUCGCAGAUGGAAGGUUAUAUUGUACCAGUUGGCAAUAAGUUCAGCGACACCCGAAAUAUCGAGUGGCGUAUAUGUUACACUACUGCAGAACUGAAACUGGUAGCAUCGCUAAACGAUGUUCAAGUAAAAUUGUAUGUACUUCUUAAAAUGGUGGCUAAGGAAAUACUGAAACCAUUUUGUAAAGUAAUUUCUUCUUACAUUGUGAAAAAUGUUAUUUUCUGGAUGGUGGAAACUCAGUCUGAACAACAGUUUUCACCAAAUUCAUUAGUGAACCUAUUGCAGAAAUCGAUGAUAUUCAUAAAGUAUUGUUUAGAGAACAAUCACUUUCCUAACUAUAUGAUACCUGAGAGAAAUAUGCUUGGCGUCGCGGUAGAUUAUCAAGAAAAACAACAAACAAUACGCUUCCUGUCAACCUGCUUGGGAAAUGUGGAAUCGAUAAUCUUUAUGAUUCCAAAAUUACUUUUAUGCAUGAACCACAUCUCAAACCUUCCAAAUAGAGAAUUAUACCUUGACCUGAGAAAUGAAAUAGAGAAACUGUCUAUUACAUCGGCAGUAUACACACUUGAACACUAUGAUCUAGGUAUGAUGUCUAGAAGAACAUUAUUGCUCGAUUUAGAAUGGGAGUAUUACAAAGAUGAGAAGUACUGGGAGUCGUGGAUAAAACUAUAUAACCUUGUAGUGCCGGAAUGGAUAGACCUGAUACUUACAGGAAAAACAGAAAAAAUAACGGAACUGUUUUAUUUCCGAUUGCGAGCAAUGCCUUCGUUAUAACUAUCUAUACAUAUCUAUGUUUUAAAGAUUGUGUGUAGUCGAAGACUUGGCUAUCUCAUUGAUUACAUGAAAACUGAUGACGGGGCAAUAGAAAAUAAUAAAUACUUGUUAAUAAAAGUACAUUGUAUGUUAAAUCAUGCUUCCAGUUCCAUCGAUUUGUCAAGAUCAUAUAAUUUCGACUAAAACUUUUGAAAUAGUCAGAACGAUAAAGGUUUUACACAAAAGUUAAAACAAAGAGUCAAACAAAUAUGAGCUUGGUACGUAUUUGUAUAACGUAUGGAAGAAAUAAUAUCUUUUAACCAUCAAUUUCAAGAAAAGGUAAUACCAAUGCUGAAAGACGUCAGAUUGUAUUGUGUAAAAUAAUUUUUGAAAUAUCUAUGUUUGAAUCCGGGUCACGUGUUUGUUGUUUAAAUGAUUAUUGUUUCAUGUCACAAUGUUGAUAUGAUGGCAUUUCUAUGGAACAAUAUUAAGGCAAAAAUUGCAUAUUGCCUUCUUGCGUACACGUGUCUCUGUCUGACAAGUUGACUGCUUGAUUUUGACAUUCGGAAUCCCAUCUUGCAUUCUUACAUGUACAUGCCUUUAUUUGAUAUUCAGUUUUUUUGAUGUUGCCUGCUUCAUAUAUUCGUCUCGCUUUCGGACAUGCUGUAAUCUGAUAUACUACUUCAUCAUACUGACUAGUGGUUUCGUACAUCUUGCCUUCUUGGACCGUCAAUGUUGUAUACUUAUUGACGAAGAUAACAUCUAGCUAUCGGACAUGCUGUAAUCUGACAUACUACUUCAUCAUACUCAACUAGUGGUUACUUACAUCGUGCCUUCUUGGAGCGUCAAUGGUGUAUACUUCUUGGUGAAAACAACUUGAGCGGUUCCUUAACUAUGUGAUUGCAAGGAGCUGGGUUAUGAAAUAAUUUCAGUGCAUUCUUAAAUUCUUGUUCAGGUGGAGAUAACCCCUUUUACGGAAACACACGAACUGUACCGAGAGUGUUAAGACUACACGUCCGGUAACCGCACUAAACACCAUAUAUUCCUAUUUGAAUCCAAGUAAAAUGAGUAUAUCUUUCGAGACUCUACCUUUAAUCGGAUAUAUAAAUAGCGCGCUAUAAAUAGCCUACAGAACAGAAUUAUGUCAUCAUCUAAAUACUGGUCGAAAUAAUUACACGUUCAUACAUGUAUUGUUUUAUAUUUGUGACGCUGACGGGCAAUCUAAAUGGGGAUAUUGCCCAUAUGAAAAAAAAUCACAAUAUUUCCUAGGAUCGCGUCAAAUUAGUUGGACUACUGUUGCUUAUUCAAAGGAGACAUGAUAUUGAACAUUUUGAGAAAUAGCACUGUGGUCAGCAUUUGUCUCACGUGAACUGUGGAGACAUUUGGAUACUGUAGCUGAAAGUUCAUCACAAAGUGCUGAUGUUUUGAUAUCUACAAGAGCAGACGGCAACAGAAUUGGAGGUUACCCAAAUCUAAAGAUGUUGAGGAGUACAAGAAACAACAAAAAAGCUAUGAAAAACAAAUGAAAUAAAAACAACGUGAAAUUAUAUUGAAUCAUGACCCUGGGUUCCAGACCGUUCGACAACAACGAAAAAAAAAAAAGAAAAGAUUUUUUUAGCUCACCAGAGCACAAAGUGCUGGUGAGCUAUUGUGAAUGACCGGCAUCCGUCGGCGUGCGUCUUGCGUAAACAUUUGCCUUGUGAACACUCUAGAGGCCACAUUUAUGACCCAAUCUUUAUGAAACUUGGUCAGAAUGUUAGUCUUGAUGAUCUCUAGGUCAAGUUUGAAAGUGGGUUAUGUGGGGUCAAAAACUAUGUCAGUAGGUUAGAUCAAAGAAAAUGCUUGUGAACACUCUAGAGACCACACUUUUGACCCAAUCUUUAUGAAAAUUUGUCAGAAUGUUAGUCUUGAUAAUCUCUAGGUCAAGUUUGAAACUGGGUCAUGUGGAGUUAAAACCUAGGUCAGUAGGUUAGAUCAAAUAAAACGCUUGUUAACACUCUAGAGACCACAGAUUUUUAACCCAAUCUUUAUAAAACUUGGUCAGAAUGUUAGUCUUGAUGAUCUCUAGGUCAAGUUUGAAACUGGAUUAUGUGGGAUCAAAAACUAGAUCACCAGGUCAGAUCAAAGGAAAAGCAACAUUUGUGUACCAAUAUUUUUGAAACUUGGUCAGAAUGUUAGUCUUGAUUAUCUUUAGGUCAAGAUUGAAUCUGGAUCAUGUUAGGUCAAAAAAUAGGUCAGUAUGUCAGAUCAAUGGUAAACCUUGUGAACACUCUAGAGACCACAUUUAUGACCCAAUCUUUAUGAAACUUUGUUAGAAUGUUAGUCUUGAUGAUCUCUAGGUCAUUUUCGAAACUGGGUCAUGUUGGAUCAUAAACUAGGUCACCUGGUCAAAUCAAAUGAAAAGUUUGUGAACACUCUAAAGGCCACAGUUGUGUCCCAAUAUUUAUGAAACGUAGUCAGAAAGUUUGACUUGAUGAUUUCUAGGUCAAAUUUGAAUCUAGGUCAUGUGAGGUCAAAAACUAUAAACGACAGUGUCUACUUGUAGUAGGGAGCACAAUGCCUAACUUUAUAGUGCUGCCUCACUGGAAUAUCACGCCGUAUACACGUGGCAUGAUACCCCAUCCAGUCACAUUAUACUGACACCGGGCUGACCAGUCCUAGCACUAUCCUCUUAAUGCUGAACGCCUAGCGAGAAAGCUUCUAGUACUAUUUUUACGUCUUUGGUAUGACGCGGCUGGGGAUUGAACCCACGACCUCCCGCACACAAAGCGGACGCUCUACCACUAGGCUACCGAGGCGGUAGGCCACAGUUGUAACUUAAUCUUUACGAAACUGGGUCGAAUGUUUGUCUUAAUCAUUUCUAGGUCAAGGUCGAAUAUGGGUCAUGUUGGGUCAAAAACUAGGUCACCCGGUCAAAUCAAAGGAAAAGCUUGUGAAAUCUCUAGAGGCCACAGUUGUAACCAAAUCUUAAUGAAAUUUAAUCAAUAUGUUUGUGACGAUCUUUAGGUCAAGUUCAACUCUUGGUCAUGUGGGGUCAAAAACUAGGUCAGUAGGCCAGAUAAACUCUUUUGAGCGAUAUAUAGGGCCAUGGCCCUCUUGUUUUUGCUAGAUAUCUGGAAAUUAAUGCUAUGUUUCUGAAAAAUGCUUUGAAACUUAAUUCUGACAGACUGUCAUUAAAACAUGUGAGAAAUAGUUGUUUUUACUAAUUUUACGAUGAAAAUCGAAAAGCGUUUGUUACGCUUUACUCGAGGUAAAGAAAAGUAUUUUUGGAGGUCAGUGCCAUCAAUUUUAUAAAAGACAAUUCAACACACAUUUCUGUCGGGAUCUAACUUUAUGUGAUGGACCUUUUUAUCUCGGACAAAGUAUAUGAUACGCGAAAAAGGUUCUGCAAUGUUGCUUAAAUGAGCAUGCAUAUCUUUAACAGUCUGCAAAUAAAAGAUAGAUUUUAAGAAGUUAUUCAUUUAUAUCAUACUGUAUAAUAAUAGAUUUAUGCUAUGUCAUUUUCAAAGAGAAUGUAUAUGUGUUUCCUUUUAUUUGUUAACUAUCUGUUUGUGUUGGCAUAAUAAACAAUUAUGAAUAUAAAAAUAUAAAGAUGA